Messenger RNA from Pogonomyrmex barbatus (red harvester ant), 822 nucleotides. Its product is annotated as microsomal glutathione S-transferase 1. The record is from RefSeq and is a predicted model, not a curated record. Gene Ontology annotation, cellular component: membrane. NCBI's taxonomy places the organism in Eukaryota, Metazoa, Arthropoda, Insecta, Hymenoptera, Formicidae.
UGUAUGUGCGUGCACAUAGCAGGAAUUAUCGAGUUUAAAAGUGUGUGCGUUAGUUGAUAUAAAGAAUGCAACGCGUGGAAGGAAUAGUAUCUCUAUUAACUGUGUGCUUCGAAGUAGAAUCAUCAUCUACAGAUCGUGAGAAGGCAAAUUGAAAGGCAAAAAAGAUGCCUGAUAUAAAUCCAGAAGUACUCAACUCUUUCGGCUUUUGGGGCAGCAUCCUGGUGCUGAAACUACUGGCGAUGAUGCCUUUAACUGCACGACUGCGAUUUCGAAAGAAGAUAUUCGCAAAUCCAGAAGAUGCUGAUUAUGCGGGCAAAACUGCCAAGGUGGUUUACAAUGAUCCAGAUAUAGAACGUGUACGCAGGGCACAUCUAAACGAUUUGGAGAACGUUGUACCCUGGUUCAUAAUCACGUACCUUUGGUUAGGAACAGGACCUGCACCGUGGCUGGCUAAAACCCUGAUACAAACCUUUGUACUUUCUCGUAUCGGUCACACUGUGUCAUAUGUGCUUUUUUCACAACAACCUAUGAGAGCGAUAACAUUCUUUAUAGCGUAUGGAGUUAUGGGUUACGAAGUAAUUAAGACACUGAUGUAUUAUUCCUAAUAUAAUUCUGAAGCAGUCAAAUAUAUAUCUAAAUACGUAAAUAAUAAAAACACGAUAAAAGUUAUAACAGCUUUUUGGUAUCUGGGGAUAAAAAACAAUUUUUUGUUAUAUGUUCAUAAAGGAAUAUUUUAUAUUUUACAUUUGUAAAAUAUUGUUAAUAUAUACAUAUAUGUGUGUAUUUAAGUACAUGUGACACGUACAAGUAUUUUUAUAGAAA